AUGAGUGAACAUCAGGCAAUUCCUGAGCGCCCUCCAGCAGCAAACAGCCCCUCUGUAACUCGUUUUAUUCGCUACGAACAUCUCGUGGCUGGCGUGUCAGGAGGCGUUACUUCGACUCUCGUUCUGCAUCCGUUGGACCUGAUAAAAAUUAGGUUUCAAGGUAAGGUGCAAUGAAUAACUUGGUUGUUUGUAACUGCAAAUGUAUUGCAAUUUUGGCAACUGCUGAAUACCCUGCCACUCUGUACCACCAUUGUUUUCGUUGGUCGGCGUUCUUUGAAGAACGAAGCAUAACACAAUAGAUGCUAUUCUUAUUCAAUGACAUGCAAAUAAGUGGCAGGGUAUUCUGCAGUUAAGCCGCAAUUUUAAAUGUAAUGCUAUGCAACUGGCAUGAAUGUCGAAUCUAGGUUGUAUAAACACUUCACGACAGACAUAAUUUUCUCCUAAAAGGUCACCUUGAGCUGGGUCAUCCCUUUCUUUAAGAUGGAGGUGAUAAGCUUGACUCUUGUCUUACACUGACGCACAUGGAAUCGUUCCAACUGUCAUUGCAAUUAUUAUAAUGUAGCUUCAUUUAUCACAUUUUCCCAAAAAUUAAAAUAAAUUGAAAAAUCUCCAUCCUGAACAUGGUACCACUCAAAAGUAUUAGUUACCACCCUCUCGCGAGACGAGAGUCUCAUCUUGGCUCUCGUCUCUCGAGUCGAGAGUCUUGUCUCCCAAGGCAAAGGUCUUGUCUCUGGAGUUGAGACUCUCGUUUGUCUUGCAAGAGGGUUGAAAACCUGUAAGUAUCAAAUGGUCUUCGGAAUGUUGAUGGACUUAAGGAUGAAAAUAAUUCUGUGUUCUGCUUUUCUGAUCAUGUCAUGCAUUAGACCUCUGAUUCAUGGCAUAAACUUCGAUGAAAGAAUGCGGUUGUCUUGUACACUUUUACUUGGACCUUUUUAUGGCAAAAACAGUAUUGAAACUUUUCAAAGUGACUUUCUUUGUUUUAUAAAAACUGAUCAAACUGAGUCUCAAAACAGCUCAUAAGAUACCAACAAUUAUGCUACUUUAAAACGUAAACAAGGAGAGAUCAACCAAAUGAAUGAGCAAACUUUAAAAUGCAAACAUCAAUUAUUGCAAGGCAGUGAAAACAGACCAAUGGAUCUGGUGUCAUCAAUGUUCAUUUCAAACCGACUCAGGGCAUGCAAAACAUAUCCACAUUUAUAAAUGCAAGCUUCGAGAAUCUCUUGCUGUUUGGGCCUAUAAUGCAAAGCAAUGAGACCAUUUGAACCUCUCAUGAUUAUGUCAAGAGCUGCAGGUUUAGAGAUGUGUGAUUCCAGAAAAUAUCCAUACCCUCCCCCCACCCCCCACGGAUGGUCAAUGGAAAUUCCUAGGGGAUGGGGGGGCUAAAGAGUAGAAAUUUCCGGGGGUAUGGAGAGUGCCCACAAGAAGAAUUUUCCACAGGGUCGUAAAAGACGCGGUCAAUCGCACGAGACAUACUUAAGUAUCUGUGGAUUACUUUGAUUUGUAGCAUAACAAAAAUUAGAAGUAGAUGCCCUUUCGAGAAAAAAAAACUUUAAGAUGUUCGUCUCAAAUGUUUUCUUCUUUGCUGAGAGUUCGCUAUCAUCUCCGCUCUAACGAUUUGUCCACAUGCUCUAAUGAUUUGUUCUAACACUCUAACGGAUUGUUCUUACGAUCUAAUGGUUGAUUCUAAACAGGUAAUGGUCGGUCCAUCCAACAUUUGACUUUGACGAAGUCUUUAAAUAAAUAUUGUCCUUCGAGCAAAUCGAUCGCAAUUCUUGGUGCAAUUCUCAACAGGUCCAUUGCUUCUCCUGGAAUAAAUUUUAGCGCAUCGAUUAAUAAUAAUUUCUUUAUGUCAAACAUGUAUCUAGAUUGCAGAUAGUCUGAUAAAAACUUAUGUGUAGGCUAAUCGAGAACAAAUGUCGUCUAUCUCGGCGCUAUAUUUCUUGAGCUUUGUGUAAACAAUUAAAUGCAAAUUUCUGUUAACAUUCAGUGAGCUCAUCGCGACAAAGCGUCGUGUGACGACCCAAAUCAGACCUUUGCUGGGUUUUAUUAUUGACUAACUAAUAGAGUACGGUUGAAGGCAAGCUGUUUGUCCAAACGACUUCUAGCCUGUACACACACGUUGUUUUAUUUUUCUUAUCGUUCUCUUCGAAAACAUCGGGGAGCUCGCGAGUGCGCUAGAUUGAGCGCGGAACAUGAGAAAGAAAAAUAAAAAACGUCUAUUUUCUUAUUCCUCCACCACUACCCCCUUACACUGGCGGUCAAUAAAUCCCUUGCGGUUUAUAAUUAAUCACCCGCGCUCAACGGACUUUGAAGAGGAAAUAGAGGGUCUGCGAACAGGCUAACAGACUUCUCGCCAAAUCAACUUUUGCCCGAAAAUAUUAACGAUCUGUUUCUUCUUUGUGGAGGAGACUUUCGACCAUGUGCUAGGCAACGAAAUAGAUCUUGUUUCAGUGAUGUUCAUUUCUGAACAUGAAUCAAAGCAAAUAUGGGACGCAAAAUGAAUGUUUGUGUAUUUUGUUCUUUAAUAACCCAAAUAGGUUUUUUGUUAUUCCUGGAAUUUAUGUAACUGCAAGUGUAAUUCAUUCAAAGUUAAACUUAACUACAAACAUCGAGAAAUCGACUUUUGGUGACUUUAGGAGCUGAGGCCGAACAUUUAACGAUAAACUUUGUUUGUAAGUUAGUUGUCUAGUGGAUCUGUUUUGAAAUUCUAAUAUCUUCACAUAGUUUAAUGUUAAAUCAAUAGUUAACUUCGAAGUUAUGCUGUAAAUGUUGCAUUUAAUAAUAAUAAUAAUAAUAAUAAUAAUAUUUGUUUAUUUCCACCAUUCGCAGAUUUCUGUGAAUUACAGGUAGGGUCAGGCAAAGCACUUACAAACAUACAAUUAUAAAUAUAAAUAUAUAAAUAUAAAAACAUAAAUAAUUAUAAUAAAGUAGUAAUAUAGUAGACAUCGCAUACACAUUAUUACACACAAUUGAUAUACGGCGCAUAGUUAACUGACACGAAUUCUGAGAACCGGUCAGAUCGGCCGGGUAACACAUGGCAUGAUGGUCCUGACCUCAGUGAAUACGAGGUUUGCGACGAGAUGACCCUGCUGGAUAUUAGGUGGUAAGCGGGCUAACGUGCAUAGUUUCCGUCACAAAUUUCUUGCACGCCAGGUGGCGUCUGGCCUCUAGAGACAGAAGCCCGGCACGCGCGAGGGUGUCCUCGUAGCUCAAGUCAGGACCAAAGAUGAUUCGUAGGGCUCUCUUUUGCACUCUUUCUAAAGCCUUGCAGAGAUACUGCGGUAAAUUUGCAAAAACUACUGAUGCAUACUCUAGAACAGAUCUUGGUAGGGAGCAAUACACAGCCACCAACUCCCCAUCUUGCACCCCACAAGCUUUCAGUUUUCUUAGAGCAUAAAGGCGGCGGUUUGAUUUCUUUAUUAUAUAGUCGCAAUGAGUCGACCAGCUGAGGUUCGAGGAAAUGUACACCCCGAGGAGCUUAAACGAUUCCACCGAUUCAAUAACAGAACCUCCUACCGCUAUUGGUUGACUGUAGCAACUAUUAUAAUGCAAAAAAUCAACCCGCAUCAGCUUGCACUUACUAGGGUUACUAGGGUUUGAGAUGAAAUUGACUUAGACAAGACAUGUACAUAGUGAAACUUAAUUACAAUACCAGAAAUCAACUUUGUCUAACUUUGUCUGUAAGUAGAUUCAUUUUAAAAUUCGAAAAAUAAUGUUCACAUAGUUUUAUUUCAACGAAUAAUUCAAAUUUAAAGUUAUGUUCAUCUCAAGAAAACAUUUAAUGUUUUCUUGAGAUGAACAAGUUAAUAAUAUUAAUCUCUGUUUUCGUGCCUCGCGCGUUUCGCUGGACAGACUAAUAAAACAGAGAGACUGUAGAUAGUCUAUCAAGCAUGCUAUACCGGCAUAAGAAAUAGGUAUUGCCUUUGUGUAUUAAGAUAAGAACAGUUAAUUUUAAGUGGUACACAGUCGAUAAUCUCUAAAUGCGGCAAAUUCAGACCAUCAGAAGGAAAAUAGGAAAUUCCUGGGGGGUGGGGGGUUAUACAUGACCCCUCUGGAGCAGAAAUUCCAAGGGGGGGGGGAGGAUGGGGUAUGGAUAUUUUCUGGAAUCACUCAAUUUACAUUUGCAGAGUCGCUAAAAUUUGUUUGAUUGGUAACAACUUUACAUGUAACUUGACACGUGCAAUUUUUAUUCCUUGGAUUUUUGCUGACUUUAAGAUGGACCAAAUUAGUUCAAAGAAGUUUAAAUUGUUUGUAAACGAGAAAUAUUCCUAGACUGUUUAAAACUUUACUUCGGUUUCAAGCUUAAUCACGACAGCGCUUUGACAAGAGAGUUUCGUUGUCAUUUUCGUUCUCAGUUGUAGAGAUGUCGAGCUUCCCUAACAUAUUCCAAAAUUGAUGCUUAAGUAAUUCUCAUGAGACGAUUCUUUUGUCUUUCAAGACAAGGCACUUGUCUUUAGAGAUGAGACGCUCAUCUCAUGAGAAGUGAAACUAGACUGGUAACUUACUUUUAAUUUGAGCGGUACUGUACAUACAUACUCCAGAUUUCCUUCUCAUAGGAGAACCAAAGACUCAUACCUGUCCAUGUGAUGGGUUUUUCAAAUACAAAUCCCCCUAAUUUUCGGCGGCCAUUUCAACCAUUGCUUUUGAGAUAUACAGCCAUAGUACAGUAUAUGAGAUGUACAAGUUACAAAAUUUUAAUAAUUUAUGCUCUUUCAGUUCCUGCUAACGUGAUUAUUCCAAAGUUAAGCCUUUCAGGAUUAAUUUAUUUAUAGAAAGUUGAUCAGGUGACCAACUAUUCAAAAGGCCUAUGAUGAGCUAGAAAAUAGAAACAUGAUGGACUUGGAAAGAGAGGAAGAUAACAGGUCUUGUACAGCUGUACUUCCCCAAUCUGUGGUUCACAUGAUCUUCAUUAGAAUUAUGCUUCUUUUCAUUAAAUUAACAAUUAUUAAAUGAGGCUGAGUAUCUUAUAAUUAUAAAGAAUUUUGUGGAUCGAGGAGGGUUGGCUGAGGCGGAUAACACCCUCCGAGACCUCCAUAAUUCUUCAUGUGAUACAAAAGCUGAAUUCAAUGAAUGCUUUAUUAUUCAUUAAAAGUAAUUCCUAGUUUAAAAACAAAGCUAAAACAUGCUUACCUCCAUCGAUCUUAAGUUCAUCUUCGAUAGUGCACAUUUAGGGUUGUUCAGCUCGGCAAAUAUUCUCUAAAUAGCAAAUGUUGCCCUUAGAGUUGCUUUCUUGCUGUUCUUACAUGUACCAUGUUUUUAGCCAUUAUUUCACCUAGUUCUUACUCUUGAAACGAGUGAAAUGUCCACCAUUUUUUUUUUCACAACCAAAACAACUCAACCUAGUUCCCAGGUCUUCUCUGUUAAUGGUGCAUUAACCUGCAAGAAAGCUGCACUUUUGACGUGAUCGGUUGAUUAAUUGCAAAAUUCUUCCAAAUUUGGUCAUCAGUAGCUGGUUAUGGUAAAUUAUGCAUGUGCUUUUAGCCAAUCAGAAUGGGGGAAAUAUUUUGAAUGAAUAAUAAUAUGGGUUUAUCAAAAAACCUAAAAUCGACUUUUUACCAAAUUUUUCACCUGAUUUUACAUGAAAUAGACAGAUUUGGUUGUUUUAUGCUGAAAAGUGGAUUUUUUUCAAAUAGCUUGGUACUUUGCUUAAGGUGAACUUCUCCCAAUGUACAGGUACUGUGUUGAGUACUGCAGCACUAAGACAGCCAAGAAUUUGAAUCCUUUUCAAGUCCUUACAAUUCUUGGGCUUAAUUUGCUGUUAAUCCCCAUCUGCAUGUAGAAAACAAAAUAAUAAUUAUUUUAAUACAUUUAAUGUGACUGUUUCAUUUUUCAUCUGAAUGUUUUCAUUAAUAUUAUUAGUUAAUGAUGGCAGUGGGAAGUUGCCAGCAUACAGAGGUUUAGUUGAUGCAGUGCAGUCCAUUGUCAGAACUGGGGGUUUAAAGGGGUUAUACCAGGUUAGUAAAUUUUAUAGUAAAAAGAACCUUGUGUUUGGAGACUGGUUUGUUUGUUUUCAUUCAUCAUGAAAAAAUACAGAUUUUUUUAUACUUUUCUGAAGUUGGUAAGCUUACAUGUAGCAGUGAAUUCAGCAAGGAAUAAUCGUUCUCAUUUUGGGAAUUUUGAACAAUCAUUCCUUUAUUUGUAACUUUUGUAACUUUAUUUGAUUUACCACAAAAUACAAAUAACGAUAAAACAAGACAGUUACACAAAAGCAAAUGAAAGUGGUGAGGAAGCCCAAAAAGAAACCAUGAGGCUUAUAGACAUUGGGCUCCCUCAGAGUAAAAAUAAAGUUAACAGUAACUGUAAGGCCAGGAUCGAAAGUAAAAUACAAUGAAGGUAAGUAUAAAUUAACUAAUUACAUAGACUGAGUUAAGUUGACAAAAUAUAAGGUAUGGUACAUGUAUCAAUAAGAUAUAACUAUUUACUACAAGAUUUAUAACUAAUAAUUCACCUAUAUAUUUUUUUCAAUUUCGUUUUGAAUAAGUGAAGAGAAUUAGAUUCUUUAAUAUCAUUUUCUAUAGAGUUAUAAUAAGUAGGUCCUUGGAAACUGACAGAAAAUUUACGAAGGUUUGUUCUACAAAAAGGAAGGUGAAAAUUGUUCGCGUGUCUAGUCUAAUUAUGCAACUGUUAAGGGUUAACUUUACACUGUAUUAUUAGUUACACACCAAAACACCAGCAUGCAACAACAUGGUCAGUGAAGGUCACCACACCUUGUGCCCCCUUCCGGUCACGCUUCUGCUAGCGUUCCAUUCUCUGUGUGUAAUCCAAAUAGAGAAUACUUCAGACAAGUUAGCUCCCAAAGUACAACAGUGAAGACUUUCUGUCAAUAAACAAAGUUUUUGACCAAAAAAGCUAUAAGAUUAUCAGCUAACCUAUUUAGCUCACCUUUCUUUUCUUUUCUUUUUUUUAACUGAUAAUGAGUACAAGUUUUUUUUUAUGAAUUCCAGGGUGUGACUCCUAAUGUAUGGGGCAAUGGGUCUGCAUGGGGACUGUACUUUUUCAGGUAAGUGAUUAGAACAGGCAACAAAACAAUAUUUUGUGCAGAAUUCUUUAUUUUGUACCUUCAUUAGAAUUUAUGUACAAUUAUUUAACUGCACAUUACUGGGUAUAUGCAAACUGAGCAGCUAGGAGGUUCUUUUCUUUCUAUUUUCUUCUUCCGUAUCUGUUUGAGUUCCUACUGCUCCUAUUUUCUUCUCUCGUAAAUUUGUACAUUUGCAUACUUUAGUAGCAAGAGGAAAAACCCAGCACUUGGGAACCUGGCCCAGGUGGAAUCAAGCAUAGAUUGAAACGACAGAACCUUCUCGUUAGUUUUUAAGGCCGUGGUUUUAAAGAGCGUUUAAACUAGGUUUUUUUAUGAGGUUUUGCUGAUUGUGUAAAAAAGAAUUUUAAAGGCGUGAGCUAAGAAGCUAUUUUGUGCCAUGUAUCAGUUCUUAUUUACUUUUAAUUAGUUUUUGGUUUCUUCAUACAGUUAUAACAUUUUAAAAGCUUGGAUGCAGAAGGACUCAGAUAAGCCUCUUGGAGCAGAGAAACAUCUUCUUGCUGGGACUAUAGCAGGUACAUGUAACACAACUCUCGCACCACAAAUAGUCCAAAACUUCGCCGCCCACGUAUUAACAGAUACUAAAAAGUUUAAUCACAUCUCCUUUUUCUUUGGGAAUUAGGGUGGCCCUCCAUCAAAGAUCAGCUUUUAGUCCGUGAUACUACCCAAGGACGCAAAAUUGUUAAUAGCCUCGCUCCAUUGUACUUGAGAAGUAAACUCAGUAAGCGAUCAGACGUACACCACUACCACACGAGGAAAAGGGGCAAUCUAAAUCUCCCUCUAUGCAGAACAGUUACUGCGCAACGGUCAUUUUACUAUCGCGCUGUAAGUGCCUGGAACUCUCUGACUGCAGACACUAGAAACAGCCCGUCAUUAUGUACCUUUAAGAGGAGCGUCAAACGCGAAUUGCGGGAGCAGAUUCCAUACGUUAAAUAGUUAAUAUUUGAUUUAGUUUAGAUCUCCAACGAGAUAACGUAAUUGUACACGCAUAGUUUAGGCUUUUAGUUUUGUACCAAGAUUGUAAUCAUUUUAGGCUUUUUCUUCUUACCCCUUUCUUUUUUUAGCGUUUGUAAUUUAACUUCACAAUAGCCCUUUGGGAGAGUUAAUAAAAUUUAUUGUGUUGCUUUGUAUGAUAUAACAGCAAUCAAGUUCAAACCAAACUCUUGUGCCCCCUUACACAGUGUCAUCCCCAAUUGUCGGUCUGUGAUGAUUUAUACACAAAGUUGAGAGGAUUGGGUGACACCCAGUAUCCAUCUUAUAAGUUGAGUUGAUGUAUUUUCCUCCCUUUCAGGAACUGGAACACUAACAGUAACAAAUCCAAUAUGGGUUCUCAAGACUCGCCUCUGUCUUCAGUACACUGGUUCACCAGCUGCCGUUACUCAAGCACCGCAAUACAAAGGGAUGCUUGGUAAGAAA
Porites lobata is the source of this 8452-nucleotide messenger RNA. The record is from the annotation of a GenBank genome assembly. Lineage: Eukaryota; Metazoa; Cnidaria; Anthozoa; Scleractinia; Poritidae.